AUGAAAGUCCAUUAUAUUAAUAUAUUAUUGUUUGCUCUUCCAUUAAAUAUAUUGGUAUAUAAUCAAAGGAACCAUUACAUCACACGUACACCAAAAGCAACCACUAGGACAUUAUGCGAAUGUGAAUUGUAUGCACCAUCAAACUAUGAUAAUGACCCUGAAAUGAAAGCAGUAAUGCAUGGUUUUGAUCGUCAAACGUCGCAACGUUUUGAAGAAUACAAUGAACGCUUGCUCGAAAACAAACAAAAAUGUAAAGAACAAUGUGAUAAAGAAAUACAAAAAAUUAUUUUAAAAGAUAAAUUAGAAAAAGAAUUAAUGGACAAAUUUGCCACAUUACAUACGGAUAUACAAAGUGACGCUAUUCCAACAUGUGUUUGCGAAAAGUCAAUAGCAGAUAAAAUGGAAAAAGAAUGUUUGAGAUGUGGAGGUGUGUUCGGUGGUGGUGUAGCGCCAAGUGUUGGAUUAUUAGGAGGAAUUGGUGAAGCUGCCAUAAGUGUGUUGAAACCUUUGGCAAUUGAGGCUGCUAAAAAAGCGGCCGUAACUGAGGCUACUGAUGCCGCUAUUGAAGCUGGUAUGAAUGCUGUCAGACUUAAAAUUGAAGGAUUGAGUAACAUUUAUUCUCUAAAUCAAGGAUUUGUUGAUUUGAGUUCAAUUGUUAGUAAAUCAACAUUUAAAAAUGGUGAUGCUUUAGUUGAAACUGCUAAGAAAGUAAUAGGUAAUGCCUGCAAUGUUCCAGGAAGAAAUAGCACGACUAUUUUUUAUAAUUCGGUAAUAAAGUACGGUGGUGAAUCUAACAUUAAGGGUUUCGCACAAGCUGGUAGUGAUGCAUUUCAGGCAACAUUGACAACCAAAACAGCAGAAUUUAAGGAAACAUAUAUGGCUGCAGUAAACGCUACAUAUGGUGGUUACCACAUUAGUAUUAUUGCUUCCAUCGUUGCAAUAGUUGUCAUAGUUUUAAUUAUGGUAAUAAUUUAUUUGAUUUUACGUUAUCGACGAAAAAAGAAAAUGAAGAAAAAACUGCAAUAUAUCAAAUUAUUAGAAGAAUAG
Plasmodium falciparum 3D7 is the source of this 1047-nucleotide messenger RNA. RefSeq names its product rifin. Lineage: Eukaryota; Apicomplexa; Aconoidasida; Haemosporida; Plasmodiidae. Bases 1 to 1047 code for a protein of 348 amino acids. The record is from RefSeq and is a predicted model, not a curated record. The transcript has 2 exons.